Harpegnathos saltator (Jerdon's jumping ant) is the source of this 3310-nucleotide messenger RNA. RefSeq names its product CCR4-NOT transcription complex subunit 6-like twin (gene twin). Gene Ontology annotation, molecular function: 3'-5'-RNA exonuclease activity. The record is from RefSeq and is a predicted model, not a curated record. The coding region runs from base 85 to 1161 and encodes 358 amino acids. The transcript has 7 exons. NCBI's taxonomy places the organism in Eukaryota, Metazoa, Arthropoda, Insecta, Hymenoptera, Formicidae.
GUUACGGCAAACCAUCCGCCGCAGAGGCCGUGGAUUCCGCUGACGAGGCCCAACAGGACGAGACCAACAUGUAUCUUCACAGUGAUGUGCUACAACGUGUUGUGCGACAAGUACGCCACGCGACAGAUGUACGGCUACUGUCCGAGCUGGGCGUUGGACUGGGAGUACCGGAAGAAGGGUAUUCUGGAUGAAAUACGCCACUAUGCGGCAGACAUCAUCAGCCUGCAGGAGGUCGAGACGGACCAAUUCUACAACUUCUUCCUGCCAGAGCUCAAGCACGACGGCUACGACGGCAUAUUCUCGCCCAAGUCCCGGGCGAAGACGAUGGCGGAGAACGACCGCAAAUACGUCGACGGCUGCGCUAUUUUUUAUAGGACCGCCAAAUUCACCCUGAUUAAGGAGCAUUUAGUCGAAUUCAACCAAUUGGCAAUGGCGAACGCGGAGGGUUCGGACAACAUGCUGAAUCGUGUUAUGCCCAAAGACAACAUCGGGCUGGCUGCGUUACUUAGGACUAAGGAUGCCGCUUGGGACAAUGGUGUUCCAUCUGAUCCAGCACAGGUACAACAACCGAUUUUAGUUUGCACGGCACACAUCCAUUGGGAUCCCGAGUACUGCGACGUAAAACUGAUACAAACGAUGAUGCUGAGCAAUGAAUUACGUUCCAUUUUGGACCAAGCUGGCCAGUCGUUCCGACCUGGCCACAAGCCUGACUCUUCCAACGUUCAACUGUUGCUUUGCGGCGACUUCAAUUCCUUACCUGAUUCCGGAGUGAUUGAAUUUCUUACGUCCGGUCGUGUAGCGGCGGAUCAUCGUGAUUUUAAGGACUUAGCAUACAAAUCGUGUUUACAAAAGAUCUCUGGCUGCGACAAACCUAACGAAUUUACGCACUCCUUCAAGCUUGCAUCUGCCUAUAGCGAAGACAUCAUGCCCUAUACCAAUUAUACAUUUGAAUUCAAAGGCAUAAUAGAUUACAUUUUCUACUCGAAACAAAGCAUGGUACCGCUGGGACUCUUAGGUCCGCUUAGCCAAGAGUGGUUUAGAGAGCACAAGGUUGUAGGAUGUCCCCAUCCUCAUGUACCAUCUGAUCACUUUCCUCUGUUAGUGGAACUAGAGAUGACACCAACGGUAGGAACAAGCAAUGGUUUGAUCUCACGCAGGUAGCAGCCGCUGCGAUCUAGGCCCAAGUAACCGUCAAGAGACGAUAAAUCAAUAACGAGGAACGACGAGGAUGAAGGAAAAAGGAUUCGCAUCACUUCUAUUACUUCUGGCUCUAGCAAUAUCACUCGCAGUCGACUAUUAUUCUACAAUAGCGAACAUUACACACAGACACAUAUGUACGCGCAUACAUUACAUACCACUACACACGUAUACAUGUACACGCAAAAUACUCCAUACAUUGCCGCACGCUCGGCAAUCGACACGUUGUCGAUCCGGUGCACGGCCGGAUCAGACGAGAUACACAAUUCUAACGACCAGGUGAAGGGAGCCGUGUUGUAAUGCGUUUAGCCCAUGUAUAGUGUAUUGCAUUUUUAAAAAAGUGCUAACUCUCCCACGCCUAAAGAGCAUCGUGACCUCUCUAACUUACCAUCACUAAUAUGUAGAUACCUAUUUUCCUAUAUAAAACGAGAGAUGAAAAAAAACGCGAAAGGAGGAAAAGAGGAAACGACGACGAAUAUUCCGAUUCAAGAAAAGCCUCUGUGAUAUCGACAUUUUAAACGCAAUUGGAACAAUUAUUCACGUGUUUAUCACACAACAGAAAAACUUAGCGUCUUGCUAGAGAGAGACACACACACACACACAAGACCCUUUAGCAGACAGAGAACCCCUCCCUCCUUCCUCCCCUCUCCCCUAACUCCCUUCCUAAAUGUCAUUACAACAUCCUCCAAACUAAACCUUUUGAUAAGAAUGCUGCCAUCCAAUGAGACAAAAGAAAAAAAAAUUGUAUUUUUAAACGAAACGCGAAGCAAACGAGAAAAAAAUACGAAAAACUACAUGCUAUACUGGGCUGUGCGAAGUGAUUGGAGUUGACUUAAACAAUUUCAAUGCAAGUACAAAUCUGUUCUUAUUGGCCACGUAUAUAUUGAUAAUACGAUAAUGUUAUAUAAGAAGACGAGAGCGUAGUUAAUAUUGUAGCGGGUGUAUUUGUAAGUAAAACGAUAAUGUAAACGAUGUUCAUCAUCCCAGACACAAAUACACACAUACACACACGUCCGUCAUAACGUCGCGCGAGAUCAGUCGACAUCUUCGCCCAUACUUAUAGGUAUGUCCGUUCGGUUCGGAUUAUUAAUGUAUGUGCUCUGUACUACCGCGUCAGGAGAAACACCACUACUUGUUAAUUCAGUUGCCACGAGAGAGGGGAACCUGCGCACAAAUUGACCGCGCUCGAACCGCUGACCCGCUGCGAUCGUACCGCAUUUUUCUCUUUCUUUUUCUCUUUUUUUUUUCUUCCUUUCUUUUCCUCUUUUUCUACGAGUUCUCGCUUUGUCGUACCUCUCUUCAUCGUCUUGCAAACGUGCAGUUACAUUAGUCGCAACUACCAAAAUGUAGAUUCUAAUUAUCUUAGUUAUCGUGUAGGAUGCGCGCACUUACAGAAAGACUAGUAUCGGGAUUGUGUUGUAUGACAGAGCGCUACGGAAAUCGCAAUGAUUACAUUUAGUACGCAGUGCAAAUAUACUUUAGACAGCGCGCUGUUAAACACCUCACGCCUCGGUCUUUCUUUUGCAAUGGACUCGUCCGACGGUUUUUGGUGCGCGAAGCGAAAUGAAAGAGAGAGAAAGAAUAGCUCUCGAUAUACGUUUAUGAUAUCGCUGUAUAUAAUUUCAUUCUUCGAUUCUUAUCUUUCGAAGCGAUUAUCGGUAUUCGAAUGUACUAUAGAUAUAUGAGAUAUAAUUUUUUUGUAUAUGUAUGUUGUAAAUAUGACAAUGAUACGUUGUUUUUUAUGUUGACUGCAAUUUACGUACGUACGUUUAUUACUCUGUUCUCCGGAUAGAGAAUUGAAGGCAAGACGUGAAAAAAUUUGUUAGAUGCUAUACGAUUCGCGUAAUAUACUUCGCGUAAUAUUACAAAUCUUGACACGAUGCUUCGUGUUGUGUUGUUUCAUAAUUUCUUUCCAAACUAUCCGGAUUAACUGUGGGACGUCCUCGUAAAGAUAUAGAGAGUAAUUACUUUGUACUCGCGCAAUUCUCGCGAUCAUGUGUAUAAAUUCUUUUCUUUCCUCGCGAAAUAAUUUUCUAGGACACACAAUAGUUCUUUUUUUUUCUUUUUUGCUUUUUACGAAAAGGAUCUUUGCAUGUCUGUAGCAUGAUAAAAA